Molecule: messenger RNA, 3136 nt
Organism: Cuscuta epithymum
Lineage: Eukaryota; Viridiplantae; Streptophyta; Magnoliopsida; Solanales; Convolvulaceae
Source: the annotation of a GenBank genome assembly
AAACGGGUCGGAGUGUUUUUCUUGAAAAACUCGAAUUUAGGAGGGGCGGUGCGUACCAGACGUGUUGGUCAAAAACAGUUUCUAGUUACAACAAAGUUGGGGAAGACAAAGAGAUCCUUGAUCAUAUAAAAGGGACUCUAAUGAAUGGGGUAAGAAAGAGAAUCCUCCAUUUCUUCCCCCUCUCUACUCGUUGACGGGAUUGCUCUCUUUUCAUUUCCAUUUCUUCGCCAUUUUUGUCGCUAUACAACUUCUCUGUUGCAUUCAAGCAGGAACAGGAUUCAGGAUUCACAUUGUAAGGUUUGAUCAUGGAUAGUCUCUGCUUGAAGGCAGGGGUUCAGGGGGUUUCCUCGCCGAUCGCAGUCUCCGCCGGUGCUGCCAGAUUGGAAUUCCGUACUGCUCGCCCCUCCCAGGUUACUGCCUCGGCCGUCGGACGGUCUUUGGCGGUGGACGAGCCCUCCUCCUCCCCCUGGGGGUUCUCGUUCCGCCAUUCGCUUAAAUCGCUCUGGCCUAAGACCCGCUACGACGCCGUUACGGUUGAUAGCCCAAUUUUGGCUGAGGAAAAGGAGGAUUCGAGAGUUGCUCGUCCGAGCGGAAAUUGGGCAACUAAGAUCCUCAGCUUGGGAAGUCCGCCGGCGGAGGAAGAAGAGGCGAAACUCGGUGGUGGAUUUGGCGAAUCGGAUGCUAGAUUCCAACGCAAAAUUGAUAUUGCCGAUGAAAACAUCGGCGCCGGUGUUGGUGGCGCAGAUGACGAUUGCGAUGUCUGCCAUGUUGAUGAUGAUGAUCAGGCUAAUAUAGAAUUCGACAGAGAUUCUUUCUCCAAAUUGCUACGCCGGGUGUCAUUAGCGGAUGCUAGAUUGUAUUCGAAGAUGGCGUAUCUAGGAAAUUUGGCUUAUUCUGUAGCUCAGAUCAAGUCUGAGAAUCUUCUAAGGCGUCACAAGCUACGCUUCAUCACCUCAUCAUUGGAGAAGAAACAGCUUGCAUUGGAAGCUGAGAGUAGAACGGGCCUAGUUGAAGAAGAUCAACUUAAAAAAGAGAAUGAAGUUGCUAAAGCCAAUGUAGCUGAAGGGGGUGAAGAAAUGAACGUUAAAGGAAAUGGAGUGAAGCCAUCUGCUGUUUACAGGGCAGCUUCAUACUUGUAUUCUCAUACCACGGGCUUCCUACCUUUCAAAUCUUCCCAGUCUGAUGGGGAUGAGCUUAAGAGGAGUGCCGUCAGAAGUGAUGUGAAUAUGGAUCUCAUGAAUGGGGAAGUAGCUUCAUUCAUGGCCACUACUGACUCUGUGACUUCAGUAGUGGCUGCAAAGGAGGAAGUGAAGCAGGCUGUUGCAGAUGACCUGAACUCAACACAUUCAUCACCAUGUGAGUGGUUUGUUUGUGAUGAUGAUCAGAGUGGGACAAGAUUUAUUGUCAUUCAGGGGUCUGAGACACUUGAAUCGUGGCAAGCCAAUCUUCUUUUUGAACCUGCUCAGUUUGAGGAGCUAGAUGUGCCUGUGCACAGAGGUAUUUAUGAGGCUGCAAAAGGAAUGUAUGAACAAAUUCUGCCAGAAGUGCGUGCCCACAUUAAAUCCAGAGGAAACCAUGCGAAAUUUCGUUUCACUGGACACUCACUUGGAGGCAGUUUAUCAUUACUUCUAAAUCUUAUGCUCCUAAUAAGAGGCGAAGUCCCCCCUUACUCUUUACUCCCCAUUAUAACUUUUGGUUCACCAUCGAUUAUGUGCGGGGGAGACCGCCUCCUAAGAAAACUUGGACUGCCCCGAAGUCAUGUCCAAUCAAUCACAUUGCAUCGUGACAUUGUACCCCGAGCCUUUUCUUGCAAAUAUCCCAAUCAUAUUGCAGAGUUUCUUAAAGCUGUCAAUGGUAACUUCCGCAACCAUCCAUGUCUGAAUAAUCAGAAGCUGUUGUAUGCUCCAAUGGGAGAAUUGUUUAUCCUUCAGCCAGAUGAAGAGUUUUCCCCAAGCCACCACCUGCUCCCUACAGGCUCUGGUCUAUAUCUAUUAAGCUGCGCAGCGGGUGGUGAUGCCACCAGCAAACCAGAGAAGCUCAUCCAAACGGCUCAGGCUGUGUUUUUAAAUACACCACACCCACUUGAGAUACUUAGUGACCGGGCAGCUUAUGGUACAGGAGGAACCGUCCAAAGAGACCAUGACAUGAACUCGUACAUCCAAUCCAUCCGGGCCGUUAUCCAUCAAGAACUGAACCGCAUCAGAAAAUCCAGGAAAGAACACAUGAAGACUAUCAGAGUUUGGUGGCCAUUUGUGGGAGCAGGAGGGACUAAUGUUGUGAGGACAUCGUCUGGUAAGAUCGGGGAAAGACGGUUUAGGUUUGCAGGAAUGUUAAUGAGGAGUGGGAGGGACUCUUUUAAACGUUUCAGCACUCUGGUGGCUUCCCAGCACAUGCAUUUUCUUGUGGUGUUUUUGUUCCCCGCCUGUUUGCUGGUGUUGAAGGUAGUUUAGGAAACUUGUAAUUUGUGAGUGUAAACUGGAAUGGGGGAAGAUGCUUUUCGCACACCAAGUUCUGUGCAUGAAAGCGCCUAGUGUACAAGGUGUACAACAUAAAUGGCAACCCUAUGGAAUCUGGGGAAGAUGGUGGAUGGUUUAGACCAUUUGAAGCAAAAGAUGUGAUGUUCCCUGGUUUUGAGAAGGGGAUAUAUGGGAUUCGUUGAAUCUUUUAGGAUUUAUUAGUGUUGUACUCUAAAUGUAUGAUAAUAGUGCCCUGUCAUAUAGGUUGUACAAUAUACAUACACAAUGAAGGUAAGAAUACAAUUACCGUAGCAGUCCUGCUCCUCUUUUGUUCUCUCAUUACAUCAUCACUGUAUGUAUUGUAAACUAAGGAGAAUCAUGCUCGGGUUCCAGUUCUGGUAACUAUGUUAAGAGAAUCAUGCUCGGAUAGUGUGCUUGUAAAUUACCAGGCACACAAAUUUGCUCAUAAACUUAAGUUGAGUCCCUGAUGAUUGUUGGGCCCGUAGUGAGGAUACUGAAUAUUGAUUAAUUCGUGUUUUUUAAUCAAAAUGUAGGUAAACUUGGAUCCUAGUAUCUUGGCAACAACUUAUCUACAAGAUAAAAUCUCCGGAUUUAAUAUAUACGAAGUACUAUAUAUCUUCAUGGACCUGGAAGAAGUGUACUCUUUAAUUUUAUCGAAU